Molecule: messenger RNA, 386 nt
Organism: Drosophila simulans
Lineage: Eukaryota; Metazoa; Arthropoda; Insecta; Diptera; Drosophilidae
Gene: HP1Lcsd
Product: heterochromatin protein 1
Exons: 2
Coding region: 90-344 (84 amino acids)
Cellular component (GO): nucleus
Source: RefSeq, a predicted model, not a curated record
AUUUAGCGUCUUCCAACACUGCCAGUUAAAAAGUUGCACUCCACCAAACAUCUCAAUCUAACCAGGCGAAUUUUGCCAAUAAACGAAUAAUGAACCGCACGGCAAUCUCCCGGGAACGGAAGGCAGAAAAAAUACUUCACGUUUUUACGACAGAGAAUGGAACUACGAUGUUCUUGAUCAAGUUCAAGGACUCGCCCCUGGUGGAACAGGUUCCAGCUAUCGAGGCCAACGUACGCUUUUCCCAAAUGGUGAUCGACUUCUACGAGGACCACCUAUCCUUCCCACCGCCCGAAUCCCGGAAAAGCAAUCCGAGAAAGAGAAAAGCCAGCGAGAAUGAUUUAUAAUUAAAUUCAAUUAUGCAGCAAACGAAACGAUGUGUUUGGAUG